This is a messenger RNA of Symsagittifera roscoffensis, 3054 nucleotides long. RefSeq lists its product as uncharacterized. Bases 82 to 2655 code for a protein of 857 amino acids. Lineage: Eukaryota; Metazoa; Xenacoelomorpha; Acoela; Convolutidae. Gene Ontology annotation, biological process: protein modification process. Gene Ontology annotation, molecular function: protein-L-isoaspartate (D-aspartate) O-methyltransferase activity. Gene Ontology annotation, cellular component: cytoplasm. The record is from RefSeq and is a predicted model, not a curated record. The transcript has 7 exons.
GUUGUGAUAAACUUAUUAAAUAGGUUUUUUUUUAUUUGAUAAGUUCACUACAAUUUAAACUUUGGCAGUUUUGGGUGAACGAUGGGUAGUGCAGUAUCUUCAGGCGUGAAUAACGAUGACCUCGUGAACAAUUUAGUGAAGGAAAAGUACAUCACGUCACACCAGGUGGAACAAGUAUUCAGAGCAGUCGAUCGAGGUCAUUUUGUGGACACAUUUCUGGCUGAAAAUUUUGAAGGAUCACAAGGAACGAAUCAGCAGACACGAAGUCUGUCGAGGCGACCCAACAUCACAGCUUAUGAAGAUCUCGCAUGGAGAGAAGGCAAUUUGCAUCUGUCAGCUCCUUGCAUUUACACACAUGUAAUGGAGGAACUGGAUUUGAAAUCGGGUCUGUCGUUUCUAAAUAUUGGAUCUGGCACUGGCUACUUGAAUCUGAUGGUGGGACACAUAAUUGGACCUCGUGGGUGUAACCAUGGAGUGGAGUUACAUCAAGACUGCAUCGAAUAUGCCACUGAGCGCAUAGGCGCCUACGUAAGAGAGGCGCCGCACUUUGACAAGUUCAAUGUGGGUUUGCCGGAAUUCUUCAGGGGAAACGGAUUGUGCCUUUCCUCAGAAUGUUUCUACAGAUAUGACAGAGUUUACUGUGGCGCAGCUGUGCCCUCUGAACAUAUUCAGUUCAUGAAGCUACUCGUCAAGCCAGGUGGAGUCCUAGUUCUCCCUUGCGGAGACCAACUGGUCAAGAUAACAGUUAAAGACGACUUCACGUCAGACCUUCGAGAUCUUCUACCAGUAUCUUUUGCUAGUCUAAUUGUGCCCUCCAAUGAAGAGUUACGCAAAGAGACUGUCACGCUACCCUUGAAGCCCAUUCCGACUUUGAAGGAUCUUUGUCGAAUAGCAAUUCGAGAAGCAAUUCAAGAUGGUCUUUUUCCCGCGGACACGACCCGAGUAGCAGUGAAGCCACUCACGAGAGCCGAACGGAUCCAAAAGCGCCGAAUGUCCCGCCCUAAUCGAGUCUCGGUGAGACGCAGGCGGCCUAGAGUGGAACCAUAUUUGUCAGCUCGCAGCCAGGAGCCGAACGAGCAUGUUGAAGAAAGUACGACCAAUGAUGAAGAUGAAAACGCGCCUCUAGAUUCUCGAGGCCAUCUAGGAUUUUCUGUUAGUAAUGAAACUGCUCCUGGCGACAGGGUUCUUGAUGAGGAAAUUGCGAGUGGUAUUGCAGAUAACAUUGCGAGCCAGAUUGUUGAUGAAAUUGUUAAUGGAUAUAGUGAAAAUGAAUCUGAAAAUGAAAACGAGAGGUCUAAUUCUCUUCACAUUGUAAGAAAUGAAACCGCGCUAAAUGGCCAGGAAAAUAAAUGUAAUUACCAACAAAGUCUGAAUGUCCCUAAAUCGCAAAAUACGGCAAUUUCAAAAAAUUUGUCAGUGACUUCUUCAAAUGAUCCACUUGAAAUUAAUGACCAUGAUUCUUCGAAUGACUCUUUGAGGAAAGGAUUCAGCGAUAUUGCCGUUGAGAGCAUCGAAAAGAAAUCCAGUCAAAUUGAGUCAACCAGUAACUCGGUUUUAGAAGAUAACGGAAAGAAAAUUAUUAAAAACGAUCUGGGAAACCCGGACCAUUGUCAUGCAAGUACUUCGUCCAAUGGUCACGUGCAUAAGUCUGAAGCACAAAGCUGUAGAAAAAUUGAGGUUAGCAGUGAAGCGCAAAGUAUUGGCGAGUCAAGCUGUGGUAAUUUUUUUGAACAGCCAAAAAGGAUGAAAAAAGAUAAUAUUGAUGAGAAUAAAGCCUCAGGUAGCGGUGAUCAGAUUCAGCAAGGAUGUCUGGGGCCCUUAACAGAUCCUGGAACUUCCACUCAGGAAUCGAAAAGUGUACCUAAAAGUGGGAAGGUCUCAGUCGUGAAAAACACAGAAAAAGUAGAGAGUAGUACAUCUGAUCCAAAACUACUAACGGUGAGUGAUUUAGAGAAAAUCAGGGUUCGCGAGUUGGCAGAACUAAGAAGGCAAGAGCAACUGAGGUUGGCAGGUUAUUCUCCGAUCCUUGAGAGCUCAGAUGAAGAAGACAGUGCAAAUACUAACUAUUUGGGAGACACAACAACUUUAGAGCCAGUGCCACAAGAUGUGCUCAUUGCAAGACCGCGGCAACCAUCAAGCAAUCAGACGUCAAGUCUAAGCACUGAUACCCAGAGACCUGAAGAAGGAAGUUCGGAUCCUCGAACUGGCACUUCAACCUCAGUAUCUUUGCCGUUUCCCAUCCGAUUUUUUCUGGAAAUGCAGAACAACGUCAGAGCCCUGGAUAUCGAUGACAUCCUGAACUACCCAGGGAGGAGUCUAAAUAGACUGGAGGAGGAAGAAGAGGGGGGACUAUUUGACGGAGAAGAAGAGGGUUACAGUGGAAGUGAAUCGAGUGGAGAAGAGGAUGAGGGGGGUGGGGAGGUGAGUGGAAGCAGACAGAGAAGCGCGGCCUCCACAGGAACUUUGUCCACGUCUAUGGUGGGAACCGGCAAUGAGUCAAGUAGCAGAAGCGCAGAUACAAACGACUCUGAUUCUAGUAAUGAAGGCCGCCAUCAUCCUUCUGUGUUCUGGGUACGAGACAGAAUAAGAUCCCUGGAUCUGCCUCAAUUUCUAAUUGACUAUCUGCUCUACCACAGAAAAUAUAUUUUCGAUUGAACUAUUUAAAAACUUGAUGUUUUCUUGAGCGCUCGUCUUCUUUUCCCGAGAAAUUAUUACGUUUCAAAAAUUCUUACGAUUCAAGAGCUUUCGAUACGAUUCAAGAAAGUUAGGCAUGUUUUAUCUAAGAGUCUUCAAAACUUUGAACUUUUCAGCAGUACACAUUGUAAUGUAAUGUAAUCUUGAGUUUUAACUAUCUUUGGGGAAAUAAAGAAGAAUCGGCUCGGAAUUUUAGUGACAAACUCUGAUGCAAAACUGUAUUAACCUUCUCAAUUUUAGUUACGGUGUUUUAACUAGAGUAGAUCACUUAGAUUUAAUGCAUAUCUAGAUCAUAUUUUAAACAUUCUGCUCUAAUGUAACUAGAUUACGGUUUAGAAGGAAUUUAAUUUCGUAUUUUAA